This is a messenger RNA of Cajanus cajan (pigeon pea), 1425 nucleotides long. Its product is annotated as LRR/ubiquitin-like domain protein. Gene Ontology annotation, cellular component: cytoplasm. The record is from RefSeq and is a predicted model, not a curated record. Gene Ontology annotation, molecular function: protein binding. Lineage: Eukaryota; Viridiplantae; Streptophyta; Magnoliopsida; Fabales; Fabaceae.
AGAAUCUGUUGUAAUUUGAAUCCAUCGAAGUCCAAGAAGAUUCAAGAGUGAAUAGUGCUGUGCGUUUUGCUGGUACAUGAUCUUCUUCCUCACUGUGAGAUGGAAGCCAAUUCGAGUGACAGUGGCACCAAUACCAUAACCAUAAACGUCAAGUUCAAUGGCGUCUCCAUACCCAUUUCAAUCUCACCCGACUCCACCAUUAAAGACCUCAAGACCCUUCUUCUACCUUCCACCAAUGUCCUCCCUCGUGGCCAGAAACUCAUCUUCAAAGGAAGGAUUUUGGAGGACCCCAUCACUUUGUCUGCAUCCAACUUGACUAAUGGCUCCAAACUCAUGCUUGUGGCUUCCCAAGGCUUACACCAAGGGGAUGGUCCUGUCUUGAAGAAAGCUCAGGUUGUUCCAAGAUCAAGGGAUAGCCACUCAGGUUCUAGCAAUGACUGGAAGAAAAUUCCUGUUAAGAACAGGUUGGAGCGGUGGAAAGCAACAGGAGUUGUAGCAUUGUCUGAAUGCAAUUUGGAGGCCAUACCUGAUGAAGUGUGGGUUUGUGGGUCUUCUGCAAGAGUUCUAGAUUUCAACCACAAUUCCAUUAAAAAUGUCCCUGUUGAAAUUGCAGGUCUUACUGGUCUAGAGAAACUAUUCAUUAAUGCAAAUGAGAUAGUGGAUGAAUCAAUUAGGUGGGAAGGACUUACAACUCUGAAGUACCUAACUGUAUUAUCAUUGAACAAUAACAAUUUAACUACUUUUCCACCAGCACUCGGAUCUCUUACCUCUUUAAGGGAGCUGCAUGUUUCCAAUAAUAAAUUGGGUGGCCUUCCAAAUGAAAUAGGGCAGCUGACACAAUUAGAAGUUUUGCGAGCUAACAAUAAUAGGAUAAGUAUCAUCAGUGAAUCUAUUGGGAACUGCCAUUCUCUUGUUGAGGUCGAUUUCUCAUCAAAUUUUCUGUCAGAGUUGCCUGAGACAUUUAGUGGUUUGAGCAACUUGAAGGCUUUGUAUCUUACUAACAAUGCCAUGAAAUCUCUUCCAUCCAAACUUUUCAAGAAUUGUCUUCAACUCUCCACACUGGAUCUCCAUGAUACCGAAAUAACAAUUGAUCUCCUUCGCCAGUUUGAAGGGUGGGACAAUUUUGAUGAGCGCCGGCGAUCAAAGCAUCAGAAACAAAUUGAUUUCCGGGUUGGAGUUUCUAGAGACUUUGAUGAAGGUGCUGAUAAAAGCUAACAGAAAUGAUUUGUCUUAAUGAAGUUCAUGUCCAAACAUAAAAGAUUGAAAGUUGGUUAUCUUGCCUCUUGUUGCAAAAUCAAAUAGGAAGUUUGUAAUAGGAUUUUUUUACCGAGUUUUCCUAUUAGUGAGUGUUAAUAAAUUCUAAGGUAAUCUCAAAUUUCUUUUGAAAAUAAACAAAGCUAUAACAAGUGUUAUUGAUUCAUCUAA